Molecule: messenger RNA, 5235 nt
Organism: Lagopus muta (rock ptarmigan)
Lineage: Eukaryota; Metazoa; Chordata; Aves; Galliformes; Phasianidae
Gene: TAF1D
Product: TATA-box binding protein associated factor, RNA polymerase I subunit D
Exons: 11
Coding region: 101-1144 (347 amino acids)
Biological process (GO): regulation of DNA-templated transcription
Cellular component (GO): nucleus; nucleoplasm; RNA polymerase transcription factor SL1 complex
Source: RefSeq, a predicted model, not a curated record
GCCCGCCCCGCCUGAUCUCGCGAGAGCCGAGCGCUAUUUAGUCUCGGAGGCGGCCAUCGCGCGCCCUUUGCGGAGACGAAGCGUAAGGGCAGAUUAAAACAUGAGUGAUACAGAUGAAUCCCACGCUUCUGGUUCUGAUUAUCCUGAUGCCCAAGAUCUCAUAUUCACUCAGAGGAAAAAAAGAUCUGAGGUACCUGAGCGUGCAGCAAGUGCACAAAAGGAACAUUUGGGCUCGAGGCAGAAGGGUGCCAGUCCUGAGGAGUCUUCGGAUGAGAUCAGUAGUACAGAUACGUCUUCAGAUGAGGUGGAUAGCAGUGAUUCAGAAAUUGAUGUUCCAGCUGCUAGUGGCAGCAAGCACCAUAGGAAGCACUCUGUUGUACCUUCAAAGCGAAAGAGGAGAUUGCAGGCUUCAAAGCAACAAGCAGAAGCUGAUGCAGGAGUGCCUGGCGGUGAAAGUUCUGAUUCUUCUCUGCCCACUCAGAGCCCAGUGAGGCCACCUGAAGCCUCCCAAGAGAAGAAAUCUAAGCUCAAUUUGAAAGCCAUUUUUGCCUAUCACUUCAGAGGAAGGAAGUUUAAAGCUGCUGCACACCGAAAAUACCGGAGCAGUGGUUCACGGAAGAUAAAUAGAGCCUCUGGGUGCACACGGAGGCGUGGUAAGAAGAAGCCCAUGACAGCCUCACCUCAGGAGCGAAGGAAAAGGCUUAAGGAUCGAGGCUUUCAGUUCCCUUUUGUUGAAAAACAUUAUGGGAGAAAACAUAUUCCCUUAAAGAUGGUUCUUAGCUAUGAGCAAGCAGCUGCAAAAGGGUAUUUCCAAUAUGUUGAAAUGCUCAAAUAUGAAGAUCACCUCAAAAAGGCUUUGAAAGCCCUUGAAGCCAGUGAAGACUUAGAAAGAGAAUGCCUGGUAGUGCGGAAACACAAAUAUUUAGAUGACGAAGGCCCCCUUUCUCCUAUCCAGGAGACAAAUGAUGAUGAUAAUAACUGCGUGUGCUCUGAUAAUCCAGAAGACUUUGAUGUCAGAGUAGUGGACAACAGCUGUUUCAUCAUAAGCAGCAAAAUUCCCAACAAGAAGAAAUCGAAGGCCGAAACAAAGCGAGCAAAGUCAGCUGGAGUGGUGGAAGUAAAGAAGAGUGCUGCUGCUAACUGAACAUUUGUGUGGUUCUCUUUGGUUGAACAGAACAUGAACGAAUAAGGUGGCAGCAGUCACUUCUCAGAGACCUUAUUGAGGUCUGCUUGGCUUAAAAUGUUGGUCUGAAGUCAGCGUUGAGCUGUCAGCCAGAAAACCUCAUCAGAAUCAAUUUAAGUUUGUUGCUUUUGGAUGGUGAAUAUUGAUCAGCUGCUGUGAGAGGGAGCCUGGAGGUACAGCUACACCAGUAAUGACAACGAGCAUGUUUCCCUGUAUGAGGAUCAAACUGGAGCAUCUGCUUUCAGCGUUUGUUGUAGUAAAGGUACUGGAGUACAUAAUGUGUCAACUUGACACAGUGUAAAUUGUUCUUACAACAGUAUCUGAUAGUAAUACUGAGCUUGUUGCACCUGUUAGUAGUCCACGUCAUACCUGUCUCUUAAAAACAGGAAGCCCAGUAAUGGAUGGUGAAAGUUAAUGGAGUAAGUAUACAGUUGAUUGAGAAAUAACUUCAUUUUUGUGUGGUCUUCAAAUGCUGUUUCAGAGGCAUGAAAAAUAACAGAGCAGGCGCAUUCAGUUUCAGCACAUGUUCAGUUUUUGUCUGGUGCUGUAGACAAAAACCUGGAACCUGGUGCUUAGAAAAAACCCUUCUUUCGCAACCCACAGCCGAUGCGUGUAUUGGUUGUGUUACUUACAUGAAGGGACACUGCUUAUAUUUAUUCAAGCAGCAAUUAAUCCAAAGGGCAUGUUUCGUAUUGCAUGUGCAGAAAUGUUGUGCAGUUGCUUUGUUUCCUUCACAGAAUUUUUCCAGCUCUGUAGCACUGAGCUAUUGUAACUGUUUUGAUCUGCUUGAAUUCUUACAGCUGGUGCACAAAUCUGUUACUUCUGUGCUGUCCUGUGGAACACACGGGUUAAGGAGGUAUGCUUUGUUUCCGCUGUGUUUUGGCGUGAGAGAACUUGAGUCUUUGCCUUCUCAGAGAGGCUUUGGUGGAGCUUGUCAAACACAGCAGUGGGAACUGUUGGACAAGUUGUUAAGUGAUAAAAGUGCAUUUAAGUUGACCUGGUUCUUUAAUGUUUCUUGAAGUAAAGGAAUUUUUGAGGAAGCUUUUUUGCCUGUGGGGAGGUUGUGCUGUGAGGACUGAAGGCUUAGCUGUUUUUUUUUUUUGUUUUUUUUUCUUAAAUAAAUAUUUCAUUUGGAAAGGCAAAAGCAGAAGGCAGCUGGUGAUGUGUCCAUGUUGGAGUUAAUGGGUUGGGCUUUAAAACAAACUGUUCAGCAGGUUUAGUGAAGAGUUGAUUGUUGCGCCUUGUUAUUCAGCAGGCAGACAAUUCUGUGUGUGUCUCAACUGAACAACGGGGCCAGAAGAGCAACAGGUUGUGCUUUCCUCACUGUAACACCCAUUGCAGUGGUGACAAUGAGACCUGUAACAGGCUUACAUACUGAGAGAAUUGUGCAAACACGGUUCAAAAUGUGGUUACUCUUAAAUUCUGACGGAUUGACAUGUGUGGUGUUGUGAAUUCUUGAAUUCAUAGAAUCACAGGGUUGGAAGAGACCCACAAGAUCAUCCCAUCCAACCAUCCUCCUAUCAGCAUUACUAUCCACUAAGGUACUAAACAAUAUCUUGCAGCAUUCUGCAUCCUGCUGGCUGUGGGAAGUGGAAGAAAAACACACAGUACUGCAUUCUGUAAAUAGUUUAUCAGAGCACUCUUGGAAGCUGUCUUGUAGUUGCUUCACACUGCAGUGCAGCUGAUGUAGGUAACACGCUCACAUACAUCUUCUGUGCCAUAGUGCUUUGAUUUCUUAAGUGUGGGUAGAUUUUGUUUGUAGUUUUGUGACAGACUUUGAUUUGAAGUGCUGCGUGUUCAGUGUAAGAGUGCUUGAAUCUUGAAGUUACUAAAAUGCUGAAGAAACUUAGAAGUGUUAAUCAGUACUGUAAUCUGCUCUUUUCAGCAAGCCCACCUGACGAUGCAGACUGGAGGACUACCUUGGUGGCAGGUGGUAUGAGGAAAUGAGAGAAGAAGUGCAGAAAGCCACUUGACAGAGACGGAGCUCCCCUAUAGGUUAGUGUGCCCUCUGAGCUUCUGCAGAUGCAUCAGUGUUUGAGGGGCUCCGGUUUUCAGUGGCUGGAGCUGUUCACCAGGUGAAGCUCAGUGCCUUUUGGAGUGUUGCAGGGGCAUAACUCAACAUAUGUUAGGAUAUUUUAAAGUAAUAUUCCCUUUCAGUCUGUUAAGGGAAGACUUCUUUAACUCUGGUUUAUCCCAAGAAAGAUCUCAGUCUGAAAUGAAGUGACGAGGUCAACUUCAUAAACUCGGGCUUCACUUUAAAAGUAAAUGAGUACUAAGGGAAGUUAGGAGUGUUUGAAUAAAUGUUGUAGUUAAUUCCCAUCGUUUUAUACUGCUCAUGUUCAUGUAAUACUGUUCGUGUAAUCGUAGCUUUUAACAUUAAACUGAUGUGGAGUUAUUACUGCAUCUUCCAAAUGAAAUGGUAGUGUAACACUGCACUCCUUUUUCCCACAAAUCAUGACAGAAGUAAGAAGGCACUUUGUAGGAACUGUAUAAGAUGCUUUUCCAGUCUGUUUGAUUUUUGUUGGUUGGUUUAUGGUCACAGAAACAUUGAGGUCUAUCCCGAUAGGAUCUCUUCUGUAGGUUCAUGUCGUUGGAAACGCCUCACAGAACAAACUUGUGGUUUAGUUUCACCCUUGGAGCUACCUGUUAGCUCUGUGGGAUAGAACUGCAAGACAAAUCUUCAUGUACCAUUUUAGGAAUGGAAGUAACAUGUCAUGUUCUCCCUCAGGUGCUGGCUCAUGAAUUUGAUAUAGAUGAAAAAAAAUUCAAAUGGAAAAGCUUGGUAAGAGUGAAAAAGAGCAUGUUCUGAGAUAUAAAAUGUAACUAACGUUCAAUUGCGUGAGUUGAACUUGCUCAGCCAGAUGUCUGUGAAGGUGCCAGACCUCUUUGUGUUUUUUUCUGGUUGGCUUGAAGCAGGCUCUUCCCUCUUCAAUCUAAAAAUGAUUUACUGUUCCUUGUGGUGCCUGUAAGUUUAAAUUAGAAAGUCCAGCCCUCUAAUGUCUGUCCAGUCUUAAAGUAACUCGAUGAGCAUGCUGGAUUUUUGCUCUGCUAUGUAAUUCAGCAAUGCUGCUUUUCUCUUGUUAAGCUUCAAAGAUUUAAAGUCUGAGUUAAUUUCUGAGCCUGGUACAGUGUUAGAACUCCUGGGUUACAUGGAGCAUAGUGCUGUUCCACAGACCAUAGCUUGAAGUAAAAGGACAAUACUCAUAAGCCCAUUGUGCUGGCAAUAUAAAGAAUACUUGAAAGAAUAAUGAGGCUGCUGAAAUUGAUGGAAUUUCUUUUCUCUCUUAGCACGGCAACUUCUGUGAGAUUGGUACUUCAUUUUGGCUUCUCUCUAACUGGUGUCUGCAGAGCUUGAACAUUAAUGUGCAUUUGUUGAUUGAGGACUGUUGCACUGAAUGGUAUCUGCACCCAGCAGCAUUCUUCUGAUGGGGUGUUCAAAAAUCAGUGCUACAGUAGUUCAGCAUUUGGCAUCGUUGGUUUUCACUCUGCUGUGGUUGUUAAACCUGGUAUUCUUGCUGAUACAGGCUUUGUCCUCUUCAAGCAUUUGAGCACAGUCCUUUUGUGUUGGGCAGGACUUGUCAGUGUGAGAGCUGACCGCUGGUUCUCCCUGGUGUGUUCAGUUUGUUUCUUUAAACAGGUGCCUUAUGGUACAGAGCAGUCAGUUGGCUGUGUGAAUGGAUUUCUGUGGAAGAGGAAACAGCCUGUUGGACAGGUGUGCCUUUGUGUACCAGAGUGCUGCUGUCACUGAAUGUUGGGGUUAUGAAGCUGUACCUGAGUGCUGCCACAGCAACUCUGUAGGUCCUGAUGUGAUGUUGCUGCAAGUCUUGCAAGAAAGAAAAGCUCUUAAAUGCUCUUAAACACUCCUCUAUUUCUUGUAAUAAUUGAGAAUUUUAAAUAUUUUAACUUCAUUGCCCUGUAAGUUGAAGUAGUGGAUCAAAGUGUGGCUGUAAGCAGGGAAGGAUUAUCAACUGUGUUCAAACUGUUCCAAGUGGGAAGAUGGGGCUGUUUACUUCAUACAGAAAGUAACAUUCAAAUAAAACUGCUUGAAAGAA